Molecule: messenger RNA, 225 nt
Organism: Ostertagia ostertagi
Lineage: Eukaryota; Metazoa; Nematoda; Chromadorea; Rhabditida; Trichostrongylidae
Source: the annotation of a GenBank genome assembly
AUGAUUGCUCGUACUCUACCUCCCACAACUGUGGCACCACAUCCUUCUUUACGUGCACCUGCCUCUACCAUAAGCCGAUAUUUCAUGGACGACAUCCGAAGCAACGAGUACCUUCCGUACCAGACGAAGGGAGCUGACAUGAAGAGGAAACAAUUUUACGCAUGGGCCGGCAAACGAAGCGAUCCGGAAAAGCGAAAACAGUUCUACGCAUGGGCUGGGAAGUAA